GGCGGUACUUCCGGCGUGCCGCGGCGUCAAAGCAAGCGCUUCUUUUCUUCCAUUUGAAUAAGAUUCGGGCAUUAAACGGGCGUGUUCGAGCCCGCCGGCAGCCCUGCUCCAGGCUCAGCGCUCCGCGGAGACGGGGGGGGCAGCAUGGACGUCCCCAACGCGCCCGAAGAUCAGGAGCUGAAGAAUGUCAUCGACAAGUUGGCCCAAUUUGUUGCACGAAACGGACCUGAGUUUGAAAAGAUGACAAUGGAGAAACAGAAGGACAACCCCAAGUUCUCCUUCCUCUUCGGGGGAGAUUUCUUCAGCUACUACAAGUGCAAGCUUGCGAUGGAGCACCAACAGCAUCCCUCUACCCACGAAGGGGAAGAGUAUAAAUCUGAAGAUGCCUUCAACCCCGGGGCCACAGACCUGCUGGACAUCCCUCCUCCACCCAUGUCCAUGAUGGCUCCGCCCCAGAUCCCCCCGUCCGCCGGCCCCGCCAUCGACGAGCUCAUCCAGCAGAGCCUGUGGAACCUGCAGCAGCAGGAGCAGCACAUGCACACGCUCCGACAGGAACAGGUGACGGCGGCCAUCGCUCUGGCCAUGGAGCAGCAGACCCAGAAGCUUCUGCUGGAAACUCAGCUGGACAUCACGGAGUUUGACAACCUGCUGCAGCCCAUCAUCGACACCUGCACCAAGGACGCCAUCUCUGCUGGUAAAAACUGGAUGUUCAACAACGCCAAGUCUCCCCCGCACUGUGAGCUGAUGGCGUCGCACCUACGCAACCGCAUCACUGUGGACGGUGCCCACUUCGAGCUGCGCCUGCACCUCAUCUACCUAACCAACGACGUCCUCCAUCACUGCCAGCGGAAGCAGCAGAAGGACUUGUUGGCGGCGCUGCAGAAGGUGGUGGUUCCAAUCUACUGCACCAGCUUCCUGGCCGUGGAGGAGGAGAAGCAGCAGAAGAUCACCAGGCUGUUGCAGCUCUGGGAGAAGAACGGAUAUUUUGAUGAGGAGACCAUUCAACAGCUGCAGAACCCGGCUCUGGGGCUCGGCCAGUACCAGGCGUCCCUGAUCACGGAGUACGCUGCGGCGGUGCAGCCCAUCCAGCUGGCCUUCCAGCAGCAGAUCCAGUCUCUGAAGACGCAGCACGACGACUUCGUCUCCAGUCUGAAGCAGCAGCCUCAGCCAGCUCCCGCCGCGCCGCUGGCCACGCCGGCUGAGCCCGAGAAGGCCCCGCCCAUCACCACGCAGGCCGGCGACAGGAUAGCUGCAGCUCACGCCGGGCGCAUAGAGCCGUCACACGGAGACACGAAGCCUCCGAUGUCGGGUCCUCCUCCGGGGGACUUUGAAGGAGCUCCUCCCCGAUCCCAGGACUCCAACAACUCCAGUGGACCCUCAGACAUCCCGCCUAACAAGCCUGGAUGGUUUGACCCCCAGCAUGUCGGACCCUGGAACCCCAACCAGCCGCCUCCCUUUGACCCGAACCAGCCGCCGCCCCCCUGCCCCCCGUGGAACAGCCACGAGGGCAUGUGGAACGAGCAGAGGGACCCCGGCAGCUGGAGCGGGGGGCCCCCCAGAGAAGGAGGGCCCUGGAGCGGCCCCGGCGGCUCGGAGCCCGGCCCUCCGGCCUGGAACUCGUUUGAGCAGCAGCCUCCGUGGGGGAACCAGCCCGAGCAGCCCCCCUGGGGGCAGAGGGAGCCCCCGUUCCCCCCUCGCAUGCAGAGACCCCCCCACUUCAGAGGGCCCUUCCCCCCCCACCAGCAGCCUCCGCCCUUCAACCAGCCCCCCCCUCCACCACACGGGUUUGGACGCUUCCCCCCACGCUUCAUGCAGGACGACUUUCCUCCCAGACACCACUACGAGAGGCCCUACACCCCCCAUCGCUUCGACUACGCUCAGGGAGACUUUCCUGGAGAAAUGCCCGGUCCUCCCCCCCCGCCCCACCACCCCAACCAGAGGAUCCCUCCUCCAGGCAUGGCAGGGGACCAUCCCCCCUGGGGGGGGUGCCAGCAGCAGGAGUUUGGCCCCCCUCCCCACGGCUUCAAUGGUCAUUCCCCUCACAUGCGUCAUCGACAGCAGCAGCAACAGCAGCAGCAACAACAGCAGCAGCAGCAGCAGCAGCAGCAGCAGCAUCCGGUUCAGGAUGACCCCAGUCUGGUACCCAACGUCCCCUACUUCGACCUGCCCGCUGGACUCAUGGCCCCGCUGGUCAAGCUGGAAGACUUUGAUUACAAACCCCUGGACCCCAAGGACAUCCGCCUGCCUCCCCCGAUGCCGCCCAGCGACCGACUGCUGGCUGCCGUGGAAGCCUUCUACAGCCCCCCCUCCCACGACCGACCCAGGAACAGUGAAGGCUGGGAGCAGAACGGCCUCUACGAGUUUUUCAGGGCCAAGAUGAGAGCCAGGAGGAAAAAGGAGCAGGAGAAACGCAACAGCGGUCGUGUAACCAGCCGCUCCAGGAGUCGCUCCCGGAGCAGAGGGAGAUCUUCGUCCCGCUCCAGCUCCCGCUCCUCCAAGUCGUCCAGGUCCCGGUCCCGGUCCUCGCACUCCCGCAGCCGCUCCCGCUCCUACUCCCGAUCCAGGUCCCGGAGUCGGUCCAGGUCGUCUCGGAGUCACUCCGGGUCCAGAUCCAGAUCCCGCUCACGUUCCCCCACCAAGCGCCGGCGCGGCCCCAAAUCCCGGAGCACCUCCCCUCCCUCCACGGCGGGGCUGGGCGCCGCCCCCCCCAAGCUGCCCACCGACGCCCGGCUAGGAGAGGAGAACAAGGGCCACCAGCUGCUCAUGAAGAUGGGUUGGAGCGGCUCUGGAGGCCUGGGGGCCAAAGAGCAGGGAAUCCAGGACCCCAUCAAGGGAGGAGACGUCAGGGAUAAGUGGGACCAGUACAAAGGUGUGGGAGUCUCCCUGGACGACCCGUACGACAACUACCGCAGAGCCAAGAGCUACAACUUUGUUGCUCGCAUGAAAGCGAGAGAGGAAGUGAACCGCGAGCCCCCGGAGACCCCUCCCCCUGAGUGAUCGGCCCACCCCCGUCAGGAUUCUGGUCACCGUUCCCAAGUCCUUCCUGCUCCAGCGUGCUUUAGCCCCAACAACACGCUGGUGUUUCCACUCGUUCAUCCGUGUGUGAGCUGGACGCCUGUUCUGACGUCGCUACGCUGGACUUCUCACAGUCAGAAUCCACCCUGGCAGGACUUUCUCUCAUCACACCCACACAUAAUUGUUGAACAUUAAUGAUUAAUGUGUCACUUACUCCGUUCACUUCAUUCUUUUAAAUUGAAUAUGUUUGUUUAAGCUCAUUGAGAUCAAAGAGGAAGCCACUUUUGUUUGAGUUGUAGAGAUGACCAGAGCCUCCAAGGGAAUAAUGGAUAUGGUUUGUUUUUAACUGCGCCCUCCUGGAAAACUGUUUCAUGGGGGGAUUUACAACAUUAAAUGUUAGUCUGUCGUUUUGUUCGUAGUAAAACAGGAACUGUACAAACAAAAUGUGUAUAUUUAUCUCCACGAGCGCGUCGUAGAGAGAUCAAUAAACACAUCCUGACUCCCAAA
This is a messenger RNA of Cololabis saira (Pacific saury), 3522 nucleotides long. It is a transcript of the gene cherp, whose product is annotated as calcium homeostasis endoplasmic reticulum protein. Gene Ontology annotation, biological process: intracellular calcium ion homeostasis; RNA processing. Gene Ontology annotation, cellular component: perinuclear region of cytoplasm. NCBI's taxonomy places the organism in Eukaryota, Metazoa, Chordata, Actinopteri, Beloniformes, Belonidae. Bases 145 to 2997 code for a protein of 950 amino acids. The transcript has 20 exons. Gene Ontology annotation, molecular function: RNA binding. The record is from RefSeq and is a predicted model, not a curated record.